Molecule: messenger RNA, 2349 nt
Organism: Nematocida ausubeli
Lineage: Eukaryota; Fungi; Microsporidia
Exons: 1
Coding region: 1-2349 (782 amino acids)
Biological process (GO): intracellular protein transport
Source: RefSeq, a predicted model, not a curated record
AUGAGAGAAAGCGAAGUACACGAACUAAUUCAGUCCUAUAUGGACCCAGCAAAAAGAAAAAGAGCAGAAGAGCUUUCAAGAGAAAUAAAUGGCGAGAUGCCAGAGAUAAAUGCAUUCCUGCAUAAUCUCCAGUCUGCAUCCCCAAAGGUAAAGGAAAUCUCUUCUCUUUUUCUAAGGCACUCCCUUGUCCUUGCUAAGAGUGCACCGCACACAGACAGAUCCAUGUUUCCAUCAAUUUUUGUCACAAUUGUUAAUAAUAUCUCACCAGAUAACAACACAACUGAUAGGCUGCUGUAUGAAUCAGUCUCUUCGCUAGCAGAUACUGUUGUCUUAUCUGAUAUUCUACCAAUACUGCAGAUAGACACAGAAAACGUCUUGGCAACAAUAAAAGUGCUUAAUGUACUUGCAAGAUACACGCAGAAAUAUGCCACACUGCACAAGUCAGACUGGCUGUACACAGAAAUCAUCCAGCUGCUAUCCCACGUGCAGAACCCUUUCUACAAGAUAGUUCAGUACAUUAUAGAUACAAAUAUGAUUCCAAUAGAUAUAUACACCCACGUGUACACAAUAAUCUACCAUAUACUUAUACAUGAUAUACCAGACUACUUUGAAGAGAACAUAGGGCACUUUACAAAAGGUCUCUUCUGCAUAUCCAGCAAGCCACAGCUGCACACAGAGAAUGCCAGCCUCAAGAACAACAAUAAUGUAAGAGCAGCACUUCUUAUACAGAUUAAGAUGGCACUGAUACUUCUUACAAAGUACACAGACGUAUACGAGGAAUUCAGCAUAUUCACUGAGUCGCUUGAUGGCAUCUAUAGUAGAGCACAUGAAAGCGAUGAAGGAGUGCAGAUUGAGUUUAUGCACUAUCUCCGGCAGCUUCUUCAAAUAACCCCUCCUAAUACGCCGCAGCACCUCCACUCUGUCCUGAGAAUCCUCCUCAGUAAAAUUCACCCGACAGAGAUGGAAGGCAAGGAGUUUCUUUAUGGGGACCCAGCCAGAAUCCAGGAAAUAUCCGCAGGCAUUAUAAAGGAUCUACUUGACCAGAAUGCAACAACCCUUCAGGAACUGAUAGCCCAGAACAACAGUCACUGCAAGAAUGCAGAAAAAGGAGAUAUAAACAGCCAAAAUGGCUCUCCUACUCGGCACUACAAUGGAAACUACCACUCUGAGUCCUCUCUAUAUCUAGUGCUGUAUUUAAUGCGUUGUAGGUUUAGAAUUUCAUCUUCUUUUUACAGUCAUUAUGUAGAGCAUGCAGUAAGCAUACUUCUAGCAAACCAGUCCUGCUUGGACACGCACGAACUGCCCAUAUCGAUGUCAAUUCUUGUUCUUUCAAUACAGCACGGCAUAUCAUACGAAUAUAUACAGACGCACACACAGCAAAUACUGCAGUCAAUAGACUCAGUCCUGGCAAGCAUCGACGAGGAUAGGUCACACCUGCUUUAUUUAGCAAUAGAGCUUCUCCAUACGAUAUAUGUGUACCACACAGAAGACCUUCCAUACAGCCCACACGAAAGCACAAUAGAAAAGCUUUUCUCAAUAUUCCAGCAGACAAAUAAUGAGCAGAUUGAGUCUGCAAUAAAAGGCCUCUUUCUGCUAAUGAGAAUGGACUACACCAGUAACAGCAGAAAGGAGAAAACCCCUGAAAGUACUGCAAGCAUUAAUAGAAGAUACAGUAAUGUAUGCACCACAGCAUACUAUACGCUUAUUAACUCUUCCUCGCUGUCGUGCCUUUCUAUUCGAUACCUAUACAACAUCGUAGCCCUUGACAUAUACUACCAAAAUAACCCAUCCUCAUUCUAUGCCCUUCUUCUCCACUCAAUCCAGCACGACAUCCAUGAGUACAACACGUACAACAUACUUAUUCUGUCUAUUGUUAAUAUACUGUACGAUAUACCGGAGUACAAAACUAUAUCUGACAGCAUACUGAAUAAUAGCGGCCUCUACAGCAACGAAUCGCUUGCUUACUUAUUUAUAUCGCACUCUAACCAAAACUACUACAACUACGCACAGACCACGAAUAACAGCAGCGUCAUAAGAGCAUUGGUAAAAUACGGGUAUAUUUAUAACUGCAAUUACGACAACCUAUUAAUAAGAUAUGUGAAUGGGAAUGACAAGAGCAUAGUAGAUAGAUUUAUCGGAAAAACAAGCAUCGCAGAAGAAGACACUAAAUUUGCAAUAGAAGAAAUAGAGAAAUACAUAAGAGAGAAUACUUACAGAGUAGAAGAGAUGGGGAGGAUAUUAGAGAAAGUGAAAAAAAGAAGAGUGAAAAGAAAGGAAGAGAAAGAGGGAAUAGACAUAAUAGAAGAGAUAGUUAGUAAAUAUAAGGAUAAGACUAAGAACAAAAGAUAA